This is a messenger RNA of Malus domestica (apple), 4127 nucleotides long. RefSeq names its product PH, RCC1 and FYVE domains-containing protein 1-like. The record is from RefSeq and is a predicted model, not a curated record. Lineage: Eukaryota; Viridiplantae; Streptophyta; Magnoliopsida; Rosales; Rosaceae. Gene Ontology annotation, molecular function: metal ion binding.
GCAGGCAAACGGCACAGUUCAGUCUCCCACCGGAUCAAUCAAUCACUUUCGACACCUCCACUCACUCAGAUUCUCUGCUCUCUCUCUACUCUCUCUCACUAUUUUCCCCCGCUUUUUCGGUCCCUUUCCUUUUCCGCACAGCCCGAGUUAAUCUCCGAUACAAACACUGUGCCUCGAAGUAAACGACGCCGAGAACCUUGGAAAUCACCACCACUGCAACCACCAUUUUUGGCCGCAUUGCCUCGUCGUUUAGGGACAAACUCGGUGCUUUUCCGUCGCCAUUGUUGUUAUUCGUCCUCUUCUCCGAGCUCGAUUCCGAGCUGCCUCGAAUUCGGAAGUGAACGAACUUCAAUCCGAAUCACUGAUCUCCGUCGAGAAGUUCAAUCGACGGCUCUGAUUGAGUCUCUGGCGAGGGAGAGGGCGAGAGACCUGGAGUUGCGGAAGGAGGCAAUGGGAGGUGCAGUGGUGGCGAUGGAGGUUAGGGUUUCGGAAGGGAAAGGGAGAUUGAGUCGUUGAUGCUGCGUAUGGACAGGAUGACUGCGGAUCAGGCAAAGGCGGGCCCACUCGAAAGGGACAUUGACUUGGCCAUCACUUCUCUGAAAAAAGGGGCACAAUUGCUCAAGUAUGGACGCAGAGGAAAACCCAAAUUUUGUCCUUUCAGGCUUUCCAAUGAUGAAUCUGUUCUAAUAUGGUACUCAGGAAAAGAGGAGAAAUAUCUUAAACUAAGCCAAGUCUCGAGAAUUGUACCUGGUCAGCGCACUCAAACCUUUCAGAGGUAUCCUCGGCCUGAAAAGGAAUAUCAGUCAUUUUCUCUUAUAUGUGAUGAUAGGUCUUUGGAUUUGAUAUGCAAGGAUAAAGAUGAAGCUGAAGUUUGGUUUACUGGUCUAAAAGCAUUAAUAUCACGUGGCCUUCAUCAGAAGGGAAGACCAGAAUCAAGAAGUGGAAUUACAUCUGAGGCAAACAGUCCGAGAUCACACACCCAACAAAGUUCUCCAUUGAGCUCUCCAUUUUGUAGUGGUGAUAGUUCGCAGAAGGAUGGCGUGGAACCGUUUCAUCUUCAUGCUGCAUUUGAAAGCCCUCCUAAAAUUGGUUUAGAGAAGGCUUUAUCGGAUGUCAUGUUAUAUGCCCUGCCUCCAAAAAUCCCCUUCCCUUCAGAUGCUGCUUGUGGCUCUGUUCCGUCCCCGGGAGGCUCAGAUGGAAUGAAUGGACGAACAAAGGGUGCAGGUGUGGAUGCGUUUAGAGUAAGUUUAUCAAGUGCUGUUAGCUCAUCAAGUCAAGGCUCUGGUCAUGAUGAAGUUGAUGCUUUAGGGGAUGUUUUCAUUUGGGGGGAAGGCGUUGGUGAUUGCUUUCUGGGUGGAGGAUCACAUAGAGUUGAAAGUUCUUCUAGUUGUAAGAUGGAUUCUUUUGUGCCUAAAGUCUUGGAAUCUGCUGUAGUACUUGAUGUUCAAAGCAUAGCUUGUGGUGGACAGCAUGCUGCUUUCGUAACCAAACAAGGAGAGGUAUUUUCUUGGGGUGCAGAAUUAGGAGGCAGACUUGGACAUGGUGUGGAUGCUGAUGUUUCACAUCCAAAACUGAUAGAUGCUCUGAAAAAUAUGAAUAUUGAAUUUUUAGCAUGUGGGGAAUACCAUUCUUGUGCUGUCACACUUUCCGGCGACAUGUACACAUGGGGUGGCAGUACUUCCAAUUUUGCGCUCCUUGGUCAUGGGUUUCAAUCAAGUCAAUGGGUCCCAAAAAAGCUAAAUGGACCUUUAGAGGGAAUUCAUGUCUCAUCAGUUUCAUGUGGACCGUGGCACACAGCUGUUGUGACCUCUGCUGGGCAAUUGUUUACUUUUGGGGAUGGCACAUUUGGUGUUCUAGGUCAUGGGGACCGAAAGAGCAUUUCAGUGCCCAGGGAGGUUGAUUCCCUUAAAGGUCUCCGUACUGUGCGAGUAGCUUGUGGUGUUUGGCACACUGCAGCAGUAAUUGAAGUUAUGGUGGGGUCAUCAAGUUCCAGCAAUUGCUCUUCUGGAAAGCUUUUUACAUGGGGAGAUGGAGAUAAAGGUCGACUUGGACAUGGUGACAAGGAAGCAAGACUUGUGCCCACUUGUGUUGCUUCUUUGGUUGAACCCAACUUUUGUAAAGUUGCCUGUGGACAAAGCCUGACUGUUGCACUUACAACUACGGGCCAUGUUUACACCAUGGGAAGCCCUGUUGGUCAAUUAGGGGUCCCUAAAGCUGACGGGAAACUUCCAAGACGUGUUGAGGGAAAGCUAAUGAAGAGUUUUGUUGAAGAAAUUGCUUGUGGUGCUAAUCAUGUUGCAGUUUUAACUUCAAGAACUGAGGUUUACACUUGGGGAAAGGGUGCAAAUGGUCGAUUAGGUCUUGGGGAUACAGAAGAUAAAUUUUCACCAACAUUAGUUGAAGCUUUAAAAGAUAAACAAGUCAAGAGUAUUGUCUGUGGCACUAACUUUACUGCUGCUAUCUGUCUUCACAAAUGGCUCUCUGUUAUUGAUCAGUCAAUGUGUUCUGGCUGUCGCCUUCCAUUUAAUUUUAAAAGAAAAAGACACAAUUGUUAUAAUUGUGGACUUGUGUUAUGCCAUUCAUGCAGCAGCAAAAAGUGUCUCAAGGCUUCCAUGGCACCAAACCCAAACAAACCUUAUCGUGUCUGUGAUAAUUGUUUUGCAAAACUUCGGAAAGCCACUGAAACCAACUCUUCAUCUGGGUCUGCUAUUAGUAGAAGAGGAAGUAUGAAUCAGGGAUUCAACGAACUGAUUCAAAACAAUUUUAUAGAAAUGGAAAGUGGAUCUUCCAAAAGAAACAAGAAAAUGGAUUUCAGCAGCAAUUGUGUUAUUCCCAUAGCAAAUGGAGUUUCUGAGCGUCGAGCACUCAAUGGGACUAGAUCCUUCAACCCAGUUUUUGGAUCAUCCAAAAAGUUCUUCUCAGCUUCGCUUCCUGGCUCCAGAAUUGCAUCUCGAGCAACAUCACCAACAUUGAGACGGUCUAGUCCACCUCGUUCCACAACACCAACCCCAGCUCUUUCGGGGCUUACUCUUCCAAAAGUUGGGGAUGAUGCUAAAAGGAAAAAUGUCAGUCUGAGUGAAGAAGUUCUAAAAUUAAAAGCUCAGGUUGAAGAUCUUACUCGUAAAGCUCAACUUCGAGAAAUUGAGAUGGAAAAAACUGGCCAACAGUUGAAGGAGGCUCUGAAAGUAGCAGGGGAAGAAACCGUUAAAUGCAAAGCAGCAAAGGAAGUAAUUAAGUCGCUCACAGCCCAAUUAAAGGAAAUGGCUGAAAGGUUACCAAUUGGAACAGCAAGAAACAUGGAUACUCGUCCAUUAGACUCUUCCAGUCCCACUCGUGAAGUUUCUACUACAGCCGUUGAGAAAACAAGCAGUACAUUGAAUUUCUCAGAACCAUAUUCAAUUGUAUCGAGCAGUGAGAUAAUUUCUGAUGUGCCACAGGCCACUUCGAAUCACACUGAAGUGGCACAUUCAGAAGCAACAGCUAGGCAUAAAAACAGAGGAGCAAAAGCUGAAACAGCACAAGGGGAUGAAUGGGUUGAGCAAGAUGAGCCUGGUGUAUAUAUUACCCUAGUUUCCUUGCCUGGAGGUGUCAAAGAUCUCAAGCGUGUUCGCUUCAGUCGAAAGCGGUUCAGCGAGAAACAAGCAGAGCAGUGGUGGGCGGCAAAUAAGGGUAGAGUAUAUCAGCAGUACAAUGUUCCGGUGGUUGAAAAAUCCAGUAUUCCGACGGGGAGAGAAGGGUUAGCUCAUUGAGCUGCUAAUAUCAGUCAGGACACAAGUGGAGAGAAGGGUUUUUACCCUCAUUGACCCUUCAUUUUUUCAUUUUAAGGAGGUAAAUGUGGUAAUUUCCUCUCCUCUUCCCGUAAAUUUUGGUUUUAUCCUUCUCGUUUUUUUUCCCUUGAGAAUGUUGUAAACACGAAAAUCCUGUAGCAAAUGAAGCAGCUGAAAUUUACAUGUCUACAAAUGUAUCGUCAGACGACUCAUCGGAGAUAUUUGUUUUUCGGAGGGGAAAUGGUAAGAGCAGGUCAGUCGGGCUUAUGUAAAUUCUUUGUAAGUAGGUUGGUUUCUGGAUUCAAAUUCCGAAAUAACUUUCCUUGUAAAUCCUUCACUCGACAACUAUUUACAUAAAAA